AUGUUUGUGACUUUCACCUUAACUGCCUUAGCUGUUCUUACUAUUAUCUCUCCUGCCAUAAUGGCAUCAUUUGAAAACCAAAACGUAAUUAAGAAACAAAAAAAGAAACAAAAUAAUGAAAAGGCUGACGAAAAUUUGAAAACAAGUAACGUUCUUAAACCACCCGUUAACUUAGCAGCGAUGUUGCCAAUUACAAAAUUAACAAGUUCCGGUUAUACCGAAGAUGAAAGACUCCAAAAUAUCGAGGAUAAAAUUGAUGAAAUGCUAAAACGCAUUGAAAUGAUCAAGAAAUAUAAGGAACAAAAAAAAAAUAGAUUUAUAGGAUAG
Molecule: messenger RNA, 327 nt
Organism: Diversispora eburnea
Lineage: Eukaryota; Fungi; Glomeromycota; Glomeromycetes; Diversisporales; Diversisporaceae
Source: the annotation of a GenBank genome assembly